CGAGCCUCGGGCGCGUACAUAUAGGCGGCUCGGCGGGCGGCGGGCGGCAUUCUGGCGCGGAGCGCAGCAGCGGCGGGCGCGGCUAGCGGGUCGGCUGCGGAGCGGGGGUGCAGCGCGCUUUGCCCCCCGUACCCCUCCCCCUCGGACGCGGCCCCACCCCUCUGCCCGCCGGGCCGUCCCAGCCGAACUAUCCCCUGCGGCGCCAGCGCGGGGCGGCUCCGGGCGCCCCCAGCAGACCCCCAUCAUGGGCAGCCAGAGCUCCAAGGCUCCCCGGGGCGACGUGACCGCCGAGGAGGCAGCGGGCGCUUCCCCCGCGAAGGCCAACGGACAGGAGAAUGGCCACGUGAAAAGCAAUGGAGACUUAACCCCCAAGGGUGAAGGGGAGUCACCACCCGUGAACGGAACGGAUGAGGCAGCUGGGGCUACUGGUGAUGCCAUCGAGCCAGCGCCCCCUAGCCAGGAAGCUGAGGCCAAGGGGGAGGUCGCCCCCAAGGAGACCCCCAAGAAGAAGAAGAAAUUCUCAUUCAAGAAGCCUUUCAAAUUGAGUGGCCUGUCCUUCAAGAGAAAUCGGAAGGAGGGUGGGGGUGAUUCCUCAGCGUCCUCGCCAACAGAGGAAGAGCAGGAGCAGGGGGAAAUCAGCGCCUGCAGCGAUGAGGGCACUGCCCAGGAAGGGAAGGCGGCUGCCACCCCUGAGAGCCAAGAGCCCCAGGCCAAGGGGGCAGAGGCUGGUGCUGCCUCCAAGGGAGGAGACACAGAAGAGGAGGCAGGGCCCCAGGCUGCAGAGCCAUCCACUCCCUCUGGCCCAGAGAGUGGUACCGGAUCUGCCAGUGCUGAGCAGAAUGAGUAGCUGCAUGGGGGCAGGUGGGUGACCUCUAAGCUGCAAAAACUGUGCUGUCUGUGAGGUCACUGCCUGGACCUCGUGCCCUGGCUGCCUUCCUGUGCCCGGAAAGGAAGGGGCUUGUUGCCUGCCCCCUCCCAGCCUCGCUCCCUUUUCUCCCUCAUGUGGAUUCUCCCAGCAGCCAUUUGGUCUUACUCUUAAGGCCAGUUGAAGAUGGUCCCUUACGGUUUCCCAAGUUAGGUUAGUGAUGUGAAAUGCUCCUGUCCCUACCUCCUUCCCGAGCCCAUCCCUGCAGAAGGCAAUUGCUGGGUUUCCAAUUCUUUUCCAAGUUCGUUUUGUUUAUCCUGCUUUUCAAUCCCGAGCCAGAAGUGGGGGCUUAUACUCCCAAACCCUGAGUGUCCAGCCUUUCCCCUGUUGAAUUCUUAGUCUCUUGUGCUGUGCCUAGUGGCACCUGGGCUGGGGAGGACAUUGCCCCUGUCUGGGUUUUUAUAAAUGUCUUACUCAAGUUCAAACCUCCAGCUUGUGAAAUCAACCAUGUCUCUGACUUGAUAAGCAAGUAUUAGGCUUCAGGCGGGAGGGAGGUCGGUAAUGUGAAACAGCUUCUUCUUGUCUUUUUUUCCCCCUCCCAUUGUUGUAAAUAACUUUUAAUGGCCAAACCCCAGAUUUGUACUUUUUUUUUUCUAACUGCUAAAACCAUUCUUCCACCUGGAUUUAUUGUAACAUUUGGAAAAGGAAUAAAUGUUGUCCCUUUA
Molecule: messenger RNA, 1590 nt
Organism: Mastomys coucha (southern multimammate mouse)
Lineage: Eukaryota; Metazoa; Chordata; Mammalia; Rodentia; Muridae
Gene: Marcksl1
Product: MARCKS like 1
Exons: 2
Coding region: 245-847 (200 amino acids)
Biological process (GO): central nervous system development; actin filament organization
Cellular component (GO): cytoplasm; plasma membrane
Molecular function (GO): actin filament binding; calmodulin binding
Source: RefSeq, a predicted model, not a curated record